AUGGCUCCAAAAUAUUUUAAUUUUCCUGUCAACAACGAUUCACUGGCAAACCCAUUGUUGGAUCCACUUGUUCACAUCAACAUGAAUUCACCCACAAGGAGUUGAUGCAAUUGGCCACCUGUCGGUCCAAAUCAUGGCAUGCUACAUAGCUGUCUUUUGAAAUUCCACAGCGUACGGUGGAUCAGUACAAUAACAUUCCACGGACCUGUUUACAGCUGACCCCCUAAUUACCGGUUUCGAUUUACUGUUGUCCGGACUAAAACUAUAAUCUCGGAUUUUACAUUUUUUACUGCAGAUGUAAAAAAUAAAUGCUUAUCUGGUUGUAGAUGCUAAUUGUUAGAACGUGUUUGUUUCCCGGUAAAAGGUUUAUUGAGAAAGAUACCCAAGAAACAGGGCAAAAAAUAUAAAAUCUCCAGCAUCUAUCGCUCUCUGGGUCUGGGAUCUGUCUCUGUCAAUCAAUAUUCUUUCCCAGUCUCUCUUCGCUGCAAACAUGCCUCAAGGAACGCUUGAAGUUCUUCUUGUUGGUGCCAAGGGUCUUGAGAACACAGAUUUUCUUUGUAACAUGGAUCCUUAUGUGCUUCUCAUUUGCCGUACCCAGGAGCAGAAAAGUAGUGUUGCAUCAGGAAAAGGGUCUGAUCCGGAGUGGAACGAGAAUUUUGUAUUCAAUGUGUCCGAAGGUGUUUCAGAACUCAAAUUGAAAAUAAUGGACAGUGACUGUGGUUCUCAGGAUGAUUUCGUUGGAGAAGUAACCAUUCCUCUGGAGCCUGUAUUUGUGGAAGGAAACCUGCCCCCAGCUGCAUAUAAUGUUGUCAAGGAUGAAGAAUAUCGUGGGGAGAUGAGACUUGGCCUAACUUUCACCCCCGAGGAACGUCAUACCGGGGAAUUUCAAGUUGAAGAAUCUUUUGAAGGGUGGAAGCAGUCUUCAUACACGGACUAGGCCACUAGUGGUUUCCAUCUUAAUUUCUGGUUUCAAGAACUUAUUCUGAAGCUUGAUUUAGAACUACAUUUGGUUGAAUGUUGUUAAUUGUGUGCUUCUUUACAAUCAAAUUGAUUAAGUCA
Molecule: messenger RNA, 1059 nt
Organism: Durio zibethinus
Lineage: Eukaryota; Viridiplantae; Streptophyta; Magnoliopsida; Malvales; Malvaceae
Product: elicitor-responsive protein 3-like
Source: RefSeq, a predicted model, not a curated record